Messenger RNA from Dermacentor silvarum, 726 nucleotides. RefSeq names its product luc7-like protein 3. The record is from RefSeq and is a predicted model, not a curated record. Lineage: Eukaryota; Metazoa; Arthropoda; Arachnida; Ixodida; Ixodidae. The transcript has a single exon. Bases 1 to 726 code for a protein of 241 amino acids.
AUGGUUUCCCCAGCAGAAGAUCAUCAGUGUGACCCAAAGUGCGCCAUCUGCGGAGGCGCACACCCGACGGCGGACCGCAGAUGCAGCCAGCGCUUCCAGGUGCCGUACAUCGUACGUCGGAGGCGGCGGCGCCGGCGGCGCGCCCGGGAGGCGCAAGUAGCUGCAGCAUCACGUGAUGCCAGUGUGGCAAGCGAGUCCCAUUCCCGGGGCCGGUCGGCAACGAGAGGGCGCUCCCGAUCCAGGGAGCGCUCCUGCAGCAGAGUGCGCUCCCGAUCCAGGGGGCACCCCGUCAGCAGAGAGCGCUCCAGUUCCAGGGGGCGCUCGCGCUCCAGUGUUCGCAUCCAGAAGGGGCCUACCUGGGUGGACAAGGUCACGGCGACGACUACUGGAAAGAAUGUAACGCAUGGUACACUGCCAGAGCAGACGGAGGAUCCGCGUCUUGAGGCUUUAAAGCAGCAAAACGCGCAGCUCAAGGCGGAAAUGCGUAAGUUGAGGGAAGACCUCGAAUUGAUUCGGAGAGCACAGAACGGUCAUGGCAGCACGUCGCCCGCACCCGCACUAAAACCAGUGCUAGGUCAGGCAAAGCGUAAAGCGCCCCCGCCCGAGUCGACUGAAGCUGCGGCGGAGCUGAUGGAGGAGGCGCCCGCGUCCGCUUCCACCCCCGCCGCGACCAUCAGCGAAAGAAUCGCUUGCGGAAGUCCUCGAUCGAUUAGCGGAGGCGAUUAG